Messenger RNA from Tetrahymena thermophila SB210, 1908 nucleotides. Its product is annotated as C2 domain protein. Gene Ontology annotation, molecular function: calcium ion binding. The transcript has 8 exons. NCBI's taxonomy places the organism in Eukaryota, Ciliophora, Oligohymenophorea, Hymenostomatida, Tetrahymenidae. The record is from RefSeq and is a predicted model, not a curated record.
AUGAUAAACAAAUUUGCAUAUAGUCCUGAAGAAUAAACUUAGUAGACAACUUAGGUCUAUCACUAUGGGUUAGUUUAAUCUACUCAUAAGCAAUAAGUAGAUAGAGAGUCGUAGCUGAAUUCAAUGUUUUCUUAGUUUUAGCAAGAUUUUACAUUUGAAGAAUUGAUGUAUUUUUUGGAUCAUUAGAAUAGAGUACCUUAUGAUAGAAAUAUAGCUCAGCAAUUAUUUUAAGAGUGUCACUCAGAGAAUUAGAGAAUUUAAGCAAGAGAUUUUAUAAAUUAAUUUCUUGAUACAGAGAGAAAUUUGAAUUUUAGAAUCAGCUAUUUUGAAUCUGAAAAAGAAGAGCUUGUAAAAUAAAAGAAUGAAUUAAUUAAAAAGCUAAAUUAAAUUAAGCCAAAUAAUGUGGAUAGAGUGAUUCUUAGUAUUUAAAGUGCAAAAAAUUUGGAACCUUUUGAUAGGUUUUCACCUGUUGAUGCAUUUGUGUAGGUAAUUUUUGAUGGCUAGCACAUGCAUUCAACUUAAGUUCUUCCAAAUAAUUAAAAUCCUGUUUGGAACGAAGUCUUUACUUUAGAUAUUCAACCAACAGGAUUUCUAUAAUCACAAAAAGAGAUAGUUUUGAUAGUAAAUGAUAGAAAGAGACUUGUUGUUCAAGAUGAAAUAGGCAGAGCAGUUAUCUACCUCAAAGAUUUAGAAAAAAAUAUGUUAGUUCAAAAAGAAGAUUAUUUAAAGAAAGGCGAUUAUAGGACCUAAUCAACAAUAGCAUACGAAGCCAAAUUUGUUUUAUCAGAAUCUAAGAUAUUGUAGAACGAUAUUAGAUUAAAAGAAGAAGAAAUAAAAUAAAAAAUAGAGGCAAUGAAACCCACUUAAAUAACUUUAGCAAAAUUAACCUAACUAUUUACUGAUGAUAAAAAUCCAUACUAAUCCAACUAGCUGAAGCAGGCUGCAUACAACCCUUCUUCAAAUGAUUUGUAUAAGAAUGUUGAAAACUCUAGAAAUAAUCAAGGAGGAUAUGGAACUGGAAGUGGAGUAUAUGAGUAAAAUAACCCAGUUAAUAUGCUAAAUCUAUCUGCAUAUUAUUUUCCUAAUAUUAAAGAGUAAAAAUUUGAAUAGAAGAUACUAGAAAAGUUAGAUUAACACACUUCUGAAGUGAUUGAGGAUUGGACUAAAGUUACCAUACUCUUUUUUGUUGCAACUACUUGUUUUUCCAUCGUUCAAUGCUUAUACAAGCCUUAAUUUUUAGAACUGACACUACUUCUUAUAUACAUGGGAUUAUGCUUCACUGGAAUUCUUACUCAUACUUAGCAUAGAUUUAUUAGCAUUAUACUUAUUAUAUCAUGGUUUUAUGAUGUGAUAUGGCUCAUCUUUUUGUCUACUAAAUGGUAUGGAUUCGAAGGGUAUUCUAACAUAGAUAGUGGUAUGAGAUCCUUUGUAAUUUUAAUUUGCAUUAUUUCAACGAUUUUUUCAAAGUUACCAUUUGUGAUCAGUAUGUGGAGAGCCUAUUUUAAAUUUGAUAAAUAUAAGGAGUAAAUAAUAAAGAUAAAAAACAAAGUUAUGCAACUAAACAAUUUAGGUGCAUCAAAUUCUGCACACUUCCUAUCAGGAUCUUUCUCUUAAUAAGCUUAAGUCAACAUAUAAAACUAGAAAUUAGGUGGUUAUUCUAUGCAAUAAUAAUAACAAAAUAAUUUAUUUAUUUAAAAUACACCAAAUCCAUACAAUAAAAGCUAAAAUAAUGGACUAUAAAAUCCUUAUGAAACUUAAUAUCAUCAAGUUUAAGUUUAGAGUCCAUAGUAAUAUUUCUAAGCUCAGUAUUAGUAGCCUGUUACAUAAUAAUAUGCUUUUUAAGCAAAUAGCUUUUAAUAAUAAGUACCACAGUAAUAAAGUUAACAUGUUAACGAUUAUAUCUACUGA